AAGCUCUCUCUUGCUUUUGUUUAAACCCUUCGACGAGGAAGAAACGAAGGGAAGAAGAGGAAGCAACAAUGUUCAGGAAUCAGUACGACACAGAUGUGACGACAUGGAGUCCGACGGGUCGUCUAUUUCAAGUAGAGUACGCCAUGGAGGCAGUGAAGCAAGGCUCAGCGGCAAUCGGGCUCAGAUCUCGCUCCCAUGUCGUCCUCGCUUGCGUCAACAAGGCUCAAUCCGAGCUCUCUUCCCAUCAGAGGAAGAUCUUCAAGGUCGACGACCAUAUCGGCGUCGCCAUCGCCGGUCUCACAGCCGACGGUCGUGUUCUGUCGCGUUACAUGAGAUCCGAGUGCAUCAACCAUUUCUUCACAUAUGAGUCUCCUCUUCCCGUCGGCCGUCUUGUUGUUCGUCUCGCUGAUAAGGCCCAGGUCUGUACCCAGCGGUCGUGGAAAAGGCCUUAUGGUGUGGGUUUGCUGGUAGGUGGCUUGGACGAGUCCGGGGCCCACCUCUACUACAACUGCCCAAGUGGAAACUACUUCGAGUACCAAGCAUUCGCUAUCGGGUCCCGAUCACAAGCUGCAAAGACAUACUUGGAACGUAGGUUCGAGAGCUUCAUGGAUUCGUCAAGAGAAGACCUGAUAAAAGAUGCCCUCUUGGCCAUACGGGAAACGCUGCAGGGGGAAUCAUUUAAGAGCUCUAUUUGCACGGUUUCGGUUUUAGGGAAGGGUGAACCGUUUCAUUUCGUGGAGCAGGAAACCUUACAGAAGAUGAUUGACUCGUUCGAGAAGGUGGAAGAGGAAGCGGAGCCUGGUGAGGGCGAGUCCGCUGAUGCUGGUGCUGGUCCUGGCGCUGAGGAACAUGGCUCGGGUGGUCAAGACGUCGCUCCAAUGGAAAUGUGAGGAUGAACAGAAUUUGUAUGGAACAUGGGAACCAUCAUCUGAUGUUAGUUCUGGAUUUUACUUUUUCCGGAUAUUUCUCUAUAAAUGUUUUUCCGAAAUGGCUGUGGAUGUUAAGAGUGUUUGUGAUCCUCGUUGAGUAUGAAUCAUUUGAUCCGUA
Molecule: messenger RNA, 1047 nt
Organism: Tarenaya hassleriana
Lineage: Eukaryota; Viridiplantae; Streptophyta; Magnoliopsida; Brassicales; Cleomaceae
Product: proteasome subunit alpha type-1-B-like
Exons: 2
Coding region: 69-890 (273 amino acids)
Biological process (GO): ubiquitin-dependent protein catabolic process
Cellular component (GO): proteasome core complex, alpha-subunit complex; proteasome core complex
Source: RefSeq, a predicted model, not a curated record